AGGUCCAGCGGCAGCUGUCAAUCAGCGGCGGUUGCCGGGGCGACCGAGUCCCUUUGACAGCGGGUGCCCUGUCAAUCAAGCCGGAGGCGGUGGCGCAGGGGCGAGCAGCGCAAGCGGCCGUCAGCCCGGGCAUCGCGCUGUGGAGAUGGCCGAGGUUCACAAUCUUCAGGAGUUACGGCAGAGUGCCUCGUUGGCAACAAAAGUCUUCAUCCAGAGAGAUUACACAGAUGGCAUCCUGUGCCAGUUUCAAACCAAGUUUCCGCCAGAGCUGGAGAGUCGGGUUGAAAGACACUACUUUGAAGACACAGUGAAGACCUUGAACAGCUACUAUGCUGAAGCAGAGAAAAUCGGUGGGACAUCCUACUUUGAAGGCUGCCUGGCUUGUAUUACAGCCUACAUCAUCUUCAUCUGUAUGGAGACCCGUUAUGAAAAGGUUUUAAAGAAGAUUUCAAAAUACAUUCAGGAGCAAAAUGAGAAAAUCUAUACCCCCCGAGGAUUGCUGAUUACAGACCCAAUCGAGAGGGGGCUGCGUGUUAUUGAGAUUGCGAUUUAUGAGGACAGGUGCAGCAGUGGCAGCAGCAGCAGCAGUGGCACUGGGAGCAGCACAAGCAGCUGUAGCAGGGGCUGACAUCGGGCAACAGGCCAAAUGGCUUUCACCAAACACCGUGCUCCUUUCCCUUUUCCCUUCCUGCGGGAAAGAGACGUUUCGUUUGCAAUAACCAGACUUUUCUGUAUUUGAACAUCGCAAGCUCAUCAUGUGCCCCCUUCUCCAAAAGGUGUUAAGAGAAGAAAAGGAACUGGAGGCAAGUGAGCUGUUGACACUGUCCUGCUGACUCAGAGACUAUGCUCCCACCUGGAAUGUGACGCUGGAAAUGACUAUGUAUUUACGAAUGUUUUUAAUGUAAAUAAUGAUUGUUAACGAUAAGCUGAUCUCUCAGAUGGAGCUGCUCUCCACCCUUUCUGCAAUCAUUCUUGAUUUCCGCAUCCAUCCACCCAGUGCUGCCUCUGGAUCUACAUAGGAUUCAGUCCAGUAUGUGGCUCUUGCUCCUGGUCCUAAGCCAACUCCGAAGCCACUUGCCAACUCUGAAGUUUCAAUUGGGGUGGCAUGGUGGCUCAGUGGUUGGCACUGCUGCCCCUCAGCACCAGGAACCUGGGCUCAAUUCUACCCUCAGGCAACUGUCUGUGUGGAGAUUGCAUGUUCUGUGUGGGUUUCCUCCCACAGUCCAAAAAUGUGCAAGUUAGGUGGAUUGGCCAUGCUAAAUUACCCAUUGUGUCCAGGGGUGUGUAGGCUAGGUGGCUUAGCCCUGGGAAAUGCAGGGCUACAGGGAUAGGGUAGGGGUGGCAUGUCUGUGUGGGAUUCCCUUUGGAGCGUCAGUGUGGACUCGACGGGCCGAAUGGCUGUCUUCCACAUUUUAGGGAUUCUCUAAUCACAUGACCUCCUGCUCCAAUUGGUUAAGAAGCUUUUUAAAAUCCAUUUUUAGUUUUUAUACAAAAUGUUACCAAAGUCUUUUCUUGUCUUACAACCUUCAGGACAAGUGCAAGUGGGCGGCACGGUGGCACAGUGGUUAGCACUGCUGCCUCACAGCGCCUGAGACCCGGGUUCAAUUCCCGACUCAGGCGACUGACUGUGUGGAGUUUGCACGUUCUCCCUGUGUCUGCGUGGGUUUCCUCCGGGUACUCCGGUUUCCUCCCACAGUCCAAAGAUGUGCGGGUCAGGUGAAUUGGCCAUGCUAAAUUGCCCGUAGUGUUGGGUAAGGGGUAAAUGUAGCGGGGUAUGGGUGGGUUGCGCUUUGGCGGGUCGGUGUGGACUUGUUGGGCCGACGGGCCUGUUUCCACACUGUAAGUAAUCUAAUCUAAUAUCACAUUUCAAACACCAAAGUAGGUCAGCCUGAAGUGAGUUGGCAGCCAGGUUCUCCUAUUGUAAAAAUUGUUGUUCCCUUGGAAAUUUGGCAUUCUUGCAUUUGUCCUGAUGGAUGUAAGAUAAAAAGCUUCUACAUCGUGUGUUUCCUCUCAGCGUGAUCCAAUCGCUGCAUUACCAAGUGACUAACUCAAGAACGUUCCAAGCAUUUUAUUCUUAACCACUUGUUUUAAAUGCCUGACUACUGUUUAUCUCCUUGACGCUGCUCACGGCAUAGAUCUCUUAUUGCUAGAAGUGCCAGGCUGUUUCCAGAGGAGAUAUAUCCUGUGUGGGGAAUGCUCCCAAGUCUUUCUCAACUCCCUCCUCCCAUCAAAUGUGCUGACACUGCCCAGGACAGUACAAAGGUGGCUCUGUACUUUGAGAUUUUGGGUAGAAUUGCCAAUAGAAUUGUAUUGUCUUAGAUCCUCUGGAAACAGUUUCCUGGAUACCUGUUAAAAUGUAGCAUGAGAAAUAAGUAUAAGAGUAGGCCAUUCGGUCCAUCAUCCCUUUCUUCACCGUUCAAUAAGAUCUUGGCUGAUCUGUUUAUGGUCUCAACUCCACUUUCCAUCCAGACCCCAUCAUCCUCAAAUUUCUCAUUAAUCAAAAAUUAAACUUCCUCUUGAAUAGAUUCAAUGAGUCCCUUGCUGUUUAGGGAAGAGAUUUUCAAAGGCUAAAUCCCUCUGACAGAAGACAUUGCUCUUCAUCUUUGGGGGUGGCACAGUGACUCAGUGGUUAGCACUGCUGCCUCACGGUGCCAGAGUCCCAGGUUCAAUUGAGCUUGCACAUUCUCCCUGUGUCUGCGUGGGUUUCCUCCGGGUGCUCUGGUUUCCUCCCAAGUCCAAAGAUGUGCAGGUUAGAGUGAAUUGCCAAGCUAAGUUGCCCAUAGUAUUCAGGGAUGUGUAGGUUAGGUGCAAUAGCCAGGGGGAAUGUAGGGUAUUGGGUCGGGGUGUGUUACUCUUCAGAGGGUCAGUGUGGACUUGUUGGGCCGAAGGGCCUGUUUCCAUACUGUAGGAAUUCUUUUAAAAAAGUUCUACCUGCAUUUUAAAUGGGUGACCCUCCAUUCUGAAACUGUGUCCCCUCAAUCAUGAUCACCCACAGAGGCUUCUUGACUGUCAAGAUUGGAGGUAUACGCCAAUGGAACCUCAAGUGAUGGGUUGAACUUGAGUUGGUCCCCUACACUGGAAUAAGUGGGUAAAAAGUUGAAGUACAAUAUCGGAAAGUAUGAAGUUGUUGAAUUUGCAAAGGAGAAUAGUAUUGUAGGAAAGGUGUUAUGAAACCUGAAAGGGUUCAGAAAAGAUUUACAAGGACAGUGCCAGGGUUGAGGGCUUGAGCUACAGGGAGAGGUUGAACAGGCUGGGGCUAUUUUUCCUUGGAAUGUGAGAGGCUGAGAGGUGCCCUUAUAGAGUUUUAUAAAAUCAUGGAUAGGGUGAAUAGCCAAGGUCUUUUCCCCAGGGUUGGGGAGCCCAACCCUAGAAGGCAUAGAUUUAAGGUGAUUGGGGAAAGAUUUGAGAGGGACCUAAGGGGCAACUUUUUCCCCCGGAGGGUGGUGCGUGUAUGGAAUGAGCUGCCAGAGGAUGCGGUGGAGGCUGGUACAAUUACAGCAUUUAAAAGGCAGCUGGAUGGGUAUAUGAAUAGGAAGGGUUUAGAGGAAUAUGGGCCAAGUGCUGGCAAAUGGGACUAGAUUGAUCUAGGAUAUCUGGUCAGCAUAGACGCGUUGGACCGAAGGGUGUAUGCUGUACGUCUCUGUGAGUCCAUUUAAAUGGAGAAUAGCUGCAACACAAAGGGAUUUGGGAGAACUUGUGCUCAAAACACAGAAAGCUAGGCUCAGCAGGAAAUCAGGAAGGUUAAAGGAACGUUUGCCCUUCUUUCAGCAGUGUUGGAGUAUAAGAGUAGGGGGGUUUUACUGCAAUUGUACAAGGUAUUGGAGGACCAUGAGCAGUUUUGUUCCCUUUAUUUCAGAAAAAAAAUAUUAAUUCAUUGGAGGUGGUUCAGUGAAGGUUCAUUAGGAUGAUCCCCGGGAUCAAUGAAUUUUAUUAUAAACCAAGACAAAGCAGUUUGGGACUGUAUUCACUGGAGUUUAGAAUGAGAAGUGAUCUCAUUGAAACAUAUCGGAUUCUAAAGGGGCUUGACAUGGUCAAUGCUGAAAGGAUGUUUCCCUCAUGGGGCAGUCUAGGGCCAGAGGGCAUAAAGGACUGCCAAUUUAAGACUAGUAUGAGGAGGAAUUUCAUCUCUGAGGGUUGUCAGUCUUCAGAAUUCCUUGCCACAGAGAGCUGUGGGGGCAGAGUCCUUGUGUACAUUUAACGUUGAGAGAGAGAGAGAGAGAUCCUUGUUCAGUUGGGAAUGGAGGAUUCCAAGGGCAAGGCAGGAACAUGGACGUGAGGAAUGUGGGAUUAGCCAUGAUCCUGUGAAUGGGUGGAGCAGGCUCCCUCCUGUUCCUAUUUCUUCCAGCCAUGGGGAGGAGGGGAGAAAGUAAUGCACAUGAAUGGCCAAGUUGUAGACCAUCCUAAAACGUGGGUGCUCUCUGCUGUUAGACCCAAGGCUGUGCACUUGAAACACUCCAGCAGGAAGUGUAACCAUGAGAAGCUUUCUUUACAAUGCGAGGGAUCUGCGGUUAGUCCACUUCAGGCAUUGACAGUUUUCCAGUGACCUUGUCUUUUUUCUUUGAAAGUUCACAGACAGCCGGAGAAAGACUUCUUAUGUAGAACAGGAAUCCCAGUAAUUCGUGUAAAACUUUUGAAUGUCUGCUCCUUUGGAAUCCAGGUAAGCAGAGGGCUCCCGUUUAUCCCGCUCAUCAGGAUGGUCCCUUAACGCUUUACACCUUUGGAAGACUCAUUUGGAACAGUGUUCCCUGUUGUAAACGUGGUGACAGACCACUGAUGAUGCCAGGGAGAUCUGGCUGCUCUUCACACAGAGCAAAGCGAUUGUUUACAGGCAGCGCAACAAGAUGUGACACUGGUCCGAGCAACUCCGAACUCCAGUAGUCGCCCCAGCUAUCCCCUCGGCCUCAGUAAGGAAAUGGGGGUAAAAACAAUGACUGCAGAUGCUGGAAACCAGAGUCUGGAUUAGAAUGGCGCUGGAAAA
Hemiscyllium ocellatum (epaulette shark) is the source of this 4978-nucleotide messenger RNA. RefSeq names its product golgin subfamily A member 7B-like. Gene Ontology annotation, cellular component: palmitoyltransferase complex. Gene Ontology annotation, biological process: protein targeting to membrane; peptidyl-L-cysteine S-palmitoylation. Bases 146 to 628 code for a protein of 160 amino acids. The record is from RefSeq and is a predicted model, not a curated record. The transcript is spliced from 5 exons. NCBI's taxonomy places the organism in Eukaryota, Metazoa, Chordata, Chondrichthyes, Orectolobiformes, Hemiscylliidae.